GGGAGGAAGAAGCCGGAGUGGGAGCGAUUAGGAGGGGAGAAUAAAUAAUAUUGAUAAUAAGAGUAUCUAUAGACAUCUCGGGGUGAAGCAAGCUCGCCUGCAGACGCCUCGUUUUUGGAGAAAGAGGAAUUGCAAUCUGCUUUGCUGUCGUCGUCGUCCCCCGCUCCGCAUUUUCUGGGCCGGCCACGAUGCCGUUUCUCGGGCAGGACUGGCGAUCCCCCGGGCAGAACUGGGUGAAGACGGCGGACGGGUGGACGAGGUUCCUGAAUGCGAACGAGAGCAGCUAUCUCCCCGAGCGGAACAGUUACUGCAGAAAAGAAGACUAUGAGAAGGAGAACAUUUUCAACAGCAUCAACUGUGACAUCGCUGCAAAGAAGAGAAAGAAAGACCAACUGAACAACAAGACAAAGAUUCAGUAUUUUCAUCAAGAAAAAUGGAUUUACGUACACAAGGGAAGCACAAAAGAACGUCACGGCUAUUGCACCCUUGGAGAAGCUUUCAACAGACUUGAUUUUUCAAACGCUAUUCUGGAUUCCAGGCGAUUCAACUAUGUCGUACGGCUGUUGGAACUGAUAGCAAAGUCCCAGCUAACGUCACUGAGUGGAAUCGCCCAGAAAAACUACAUGAACAUCUUGGAAAAAGUAGUUCAAAAAGUCCUGGAAGACCAGCAGAAUAUCAGAUUAAUAAGGGAACUUCUGCAGACUCUUUAUACAUCCCUUUGUACCCUGGUCCAAAGCGUUGGCAAGUCUGUUCUGGUUGGAAACAUCAAUAUGUGGGUGCACCGAAUGGAGACGAUUCUUCACUGGCAGCAGCAGCUGAACAACAUCCAAAUCACCAGGCCUCCUCAUAAAGGUCUGACUUUCACAGACUUGCCCUUAUGUUUACAACUGAACAUCAUGCAGCGGCUAACAGACGGGAGAGACAUUGUGAGCCUCGGGCAAGUGGCGCCGAGUCUUCAGGUGCUCGGUGAGGACCGGCUGCUCUGGAAGAAACUUUGCCACUACCACUUCACAGACAGACAGAUUCGCAAACGGUUGAUCUUGUCAGACAAAGGACAUUUGGAUUGGAAGAAGAUGUACUUCAAGCUUGUGAGAUGCUACCCAAGGAAGGAGCAAUAUGGAGAUACUCUGCAGCUCUGCAAACACUGCCACAUCCUCUCCUGGAAGGGCACUGAUCAUCCAUGUACAGCUAACAACCCAGAGAGUUGCUCCGUUUCUCUUUCGCCCCAGGACUUCAUCAACUUGUUCAGAUUUUGAACUCCGCAGGAAUUUCACUCUUCUCUCUCGAUAUCUUGAAGGGACACUUCGUACUGCUGAGAAGACCUGCUCAGCCUGUAUAUAGUGUGUAAAUAGCGCAGUUUGGGGACUCCCGCAUUGAUGAGAUUUUUUUAGGAGGCAAAAGGAGUUGUCAUUCAGGUGGCAUCAGACUCUUCAAGAACAUGGCCUUCUGCUAGUUGAACGGAUGUGCGGAAAGACAUUGCUCUGUAAAUAACGUCGCUUUGUAAGAAUCUAGAGUGGAAGGUACAGGGGAGAGACUGAAUUCUGUUUAAGGGAUUCAGAUGGAAUGUGCUGUCUAUCCAUUUGAAAUAUCUCUUUGGUUUCAGAGCACAGAAAAGGAAAACAGUGUGGUUAGGCUAGAACUUUUGAACUACUCUCCAAUCUGGGUUUUGUUUACUGUAGAUAUUUAUACCGAAAAUAUUUUUAGAAUGACAUAUACGAUGGGAAGGAUACAUCCCUUUAUCCUUUUUUUUUUUAAAGAAUCCACACAAAAUGUACACACCACGCCAUUUUCUACCUCUGAAAAGCUUUCCAAUCUAAUAUGCAAUGUGAAGCGCUUGUAUUUUAUGCAGAGACUUAAAGGGAAAAAAGUUCUUGGUGACAGUAACCGUACUUCUUCGGGUUAAUGUUUGAUUUCUCAUUUAGUCUGCUUGCUUCUUGGCCGUUUUUGAAUAGUCGAGUUCUAGGAAAGCUGGUAAGUUUUUGCUAGGUCCUUCCUUUGAUGGGUUGGUAAAAAUGUCAGAUGAAAAGGAGAGUUUAUGACGGAGACUUUGAUGCCCCAUCGGUCCUCUGUGCAGCAGUGUGGCCCAUCACGCCCAGUUGCUGGUACUGUUCUAGACUUUCUCAGAUCAAGUAGAGGGAUGUUGGGGGUGCAUUCCAACAUAGCACAUUGGGAGUGGCAGAGGCAGUUUUGUCUCUUUUUUUCUCCCAACAGAUUGGGGAUUUUCCCCCUGAUAUGAAUUAUUGAAAAGGCAUAGUUAUACAGAGCUAGAUUCAAGUCCAGUAGUACCAUACGGAUCAGCAUGAUUUGGGGGGUGGGGGGGUAAGCUUUUGAGCCAAAGCUCCAUUUGUCAUGUAUUUAUAGCUUUGGCUCUCAAAAAAGCUUUUAACCCCCCCCCCAAAAAAGUUCUUGUUGUCCCUAAGGUGCU
Gekko japonicus is the source of this 2425-nucleotide messenger RNA. It is a transcript of the gene FBXO32, whose product is annotated as F-box protein 32. The transcript is spliced from 9 exons. The record is from RefSeq and is a predicted model, not a curated record. Gene Ontology annotation, cellular component: nucleus; SCF ubiquitin ligase complex; cytoplasm. Gene Ontology annotation, biological process: protein ubiquitination. NCBI's taxonomy places the organism in Eukaryota, Metazoa, Chordata, Lepidosauria, Squamata, Gekkonidae. Gene Ontology annotation, molecular function: protein binding. The coding region runs from base 189 to 1256 and encodes 355 amino acids.